This is a messenger RNA of Tarenaya hassleriana, 2152 nucleotides long. RefSeq names its product growth-regulating factor 1-like. Gene Ontology annotation, cellular component: nucleus. The transcript has 4 exons. The record is from RefSeq and is a predicted model, not a curated record. Gene Ontology annotation, molecular function: ATP binding. Gene Ontology annotation, biological process: developmental process; regulation of DNA-templated transcription; DNA-templated transcription. Lineage: Eukaryota; Viridiplantae; Streptophyta; Magnoliopsida; Brassicales; Cleomaceae. Bases 301 to 1920 code for a protein of 539 amino acids.
UCCCUCCCUCAAAGAGCCUCCCUUUUUAGUUUUUAUUCAUCUCCCCAAUUAUUUUCAUUUCCAAUUUUUUUUUUCCCACAUUUCAGAAGCAUACAUAAGAAGUGCCCCAACGGAAAAGUCCAUUCCCUGUCUGAUUGCUUUUGCUCGAGAAAAAACCACACAUAACAGUUGCUGCUUCACAUCUUCCAAAAUGUACGCUUUUGUUUUGCUUCGGCAUUCACAUGUCUCUUCCACAGCUUCUUCCCCAAUGCUCUGCUUGUCGAGGAAAGUGGGUUUUUAGGCUAAAAGUUUUGAACUUUGAUGGAUUUUGGGUUGGUGGAUUUGGAUUCUUUGGUGGGUUCUUCUUCUUCUUCUUCUGGGUUUGGUUCUACUGUCUCAGAUCCCCUGACAAAGCAGAAGCUGUACGGAUCUGGUUUGUUUAGGAAGCAAGAAAGGCCUGUGAAUGAUGAGCAUCAUGAUCAUGGUGAUGAUAAGGAUGAUGGGUCUUUGAAGGGUUGCAAGAGAAUGGCCAAGGCAGUUGGUGAUGGUUUGUCCGGUUCAGACAACGGCAAGUCCAUGUCUCUGUUAAGAUCCAACUGUUCUCCUCUGUUCUCUGCCGCCGCCGCCGCCGCCGCCGCCGCUCCUCAGCAUCACCCAGAAGACCAGAUGCUGAGUUUCUCUUCCCCCAAAUCAAAUGCCCAAAACGCAAACUUGCUGUCUUAUUUUCAGCUCUCAACAGUGUCUCCUUACAGUACUAGAAAUGCAGGCUGCAACAAUGGGUUCACACAGUCGCAGUGGAUAGAGUUGGAGCAUCAGACACUGAUUUAUAAGUACAUGUGCGCUAACAUUCCCAUACCCUCUGCGCUGCUUUUGCCCAUCAGAAAAGCCUUUGAAUCUGCUGGUUUGUCUUGUUUAAGUGGAGGCUUGUUGAGGUCGAACGCCUUGGGAUGGGGAGGUUUCCAUCUAGGAUUCUCAAGCAACGCAGAUCCAGAGCCAGGAAGGUGCAGAAGGACUGAUGGGAAGAAGUGGAGGUGCUCGAAAGAUGCGGUACCUGACCAGAAGUACUGUGAGCGGCACAUGAACAGAGGUCGCCACCGUUCAAGAAAGCCUGUGGAAGGCCAAGUUCAAGGCCAUUCCUCUUCUGCUGCCAUGGCCAAGGCAUCUGCCGCUGGUGGAGCAACUUGUGCCAGUGGCAUUGCCUCCAAGAACACUACCACCUUUGCUCUAUCACAGAAUCAGCCCAAACAUUCAUCCAUGAGUGAUUCCAUCAAUGGUGUUUUCAUGGGCAAGAACACCACGUCUGGCGAGAAACAUCAAGAAAUGAGUUCUAUGCCUAUGCUGUCUUCUAGGAAUGCCAGUCUGAGGCCUGAAGAUUCCAAUUUCCUCUUCAAACAUCAAAACCCUUUUGAAAAAUCGUCAUACAACGAGUUUGGUUUUGUUCCAUCCGAGUCACUGCUCAACCCUUCUCCACAUGGAGGAUCAUCUCGCUCAGUAUACCUUUCUGAUCAAGCAACCGAAGCUCCAUCCCAUCACCAGCUUCUCCAGUUUAUGGACAACUGUCCUCAAAACCCUUCUCUUGCAGGAUCCUCGGAUUUCUUGUCAAGAAACCGGGGAAAAACUGCAACAACCACUCUAAGGUUGUCGUAUGAAUCAGACACUGUCCCAAUGGGAUUAGGAGUGCAAGGUGGGAGUAGCAGUAACAUACCUCUUUCAUGGGACAGUUCCAUUGGAGGUCCACUUGGGGAGGCGUUGCACAACAGCAGCCAAUCAUCACCUACUGGAGUUCUGCAGAAGACAACCUUUGUGUCCAUGUCCAAUAGCAGCACGGGAAGCAGCCCGAGAGCAGACAGCGGUAGGGUCUAUGAAGGGUCGAGCUUUUGCACCGACAUGCUCGGGCCAGUUCCUAGCCUUGUCCACUGCUCUUGGUCUGUACCUCCCUAAACUAAUGAUGAUCCAAGGGAGAUGUACUAUGAAAAAAAAACCAUUUUGUUUGGGAGACUGGUUAUGCUUUUUGUUCCUUUGUUUUUUAAAGUAGGCUUCUAACUUUUGGCUAGGUAUUCACCAUUCCUGUUAUGUAGGAGCUCAAGGGGCACUUGGUUUCAUGUUAACCAUUUGCAAUGUUGUAGUUGAGGAUUAUGUAACAGUCUCUGUUUUGGAAAAAGGAUUUUGACAU